Aplysia californica (California sea hare) is the source of this 2130-nucleotide messenger RNA. Its product is annotated as glycerol-3-phosphate dehydrogenase [NAD(+)], cytoplasmic. Lineage: Eukaryota; Metazoa; Mollusca; Gastropoda; Aplysiida; Aplysiidae. Gene Ontology annotation, biological process: carbohydrate metabolic process; glycerol-3-phosphate catabolic process. The record is from RefSeq and is a predicted model, not a curated record. Gene Ontology annotation, molecular function: glycerol-3-phosphate dehydrogenase [NAD(P)+] activity; NAD binding; protein homodimerization activity. Gene Ontology annotation, cellular component: cytosol; glycerol-3-phosphate dehydrogenase (FAD) complex.
UUAAGAAGUUAUUCUGCACUGCAAGUUGUGUAGCCUAGUGUAGAAUCUAUACUCCACAACAACAGCGGGCUCGGUGUGGAAAUCUCAGAAGAGAAAGCAUUUAAAUAGACAGUUGCUUCUUUAAUAUUUCACCAUGGCGGGGCUUCUGAAGCGUGUUUCGGUUAUUGGAUCUGGAAACUGCGGUGGAGAAGCCCGAGUACGACAGCAUCCUUAAACGUCUGUUUGAGACCUCGUACUUCCGCUGUAAGAUCAUCAGGAACGUGUCGGCUGUGGAAGCCUGCGGGGCACUCAAGAACGUGGUGGGCAUCGGCGCUGGUAUUGUGGAUGGUCUUGGAUUUGGGGACAACACAAAAGCUGCCGUGAUCCGAUUGGGCCUUAUGGAAAUGAUGAAGUUCACCAAAGUCUUUCUAGAAUAUCUAGAUCUUCGCCCUCCCGAAGACAACUCCAUAUUCUUUGAGAGCUGCGGCAUCGCUGACCUGGUGGCCACGUGUCACGGGGGGAGGAACCGUCUCCUGGGAGAGGCCGUCGUCAAAUCCAUGAAGAAACGGGGAAUGCCUGGAGUGGAUAUCCGUCUACUGGAGAAGGAAAUCCUGCGGGGGCAAAGUUUCCAAGGCCCUCUGAUUGCCAAAGAGAUCUACAGCUACCUCAAAGAUAAAAACAUGGUGGAUCAAUUCCCCCUGCUGGUUGCAGUUCACAGGAUUUGCUCCCGCGAGGUCGACCCCCGGAACUUCAUUGACUGUCUCAGGGAACAUCCGGAGCACCUGUAGACAAGAUUUUUGUUCUCUUGUGUUAAAGUCUAGGCUUCCUGAUAUUGAUAGCUUGUGAGUUGUAGAGUAUUACCUCGAGUAUAUCCUUUGAUGAAACCAAACCAUGGCUUGCCUUUUUUUACUUGUAUUUAUUGACACGUUAUCAACUGAUGUUUCAGCCGCAAAGUUAUAAUUUCUAGUUGUCUUUUCUUUACUGUUUGCAAUGUCUCAAUAUUAAUUUGUUUGAUUUGUUUUAUUAUGUGGUUUUCUUAUGAAACUGACUCUGAAUUUUCUAAUGACUGUACUUCUUAAAUCCACACAAAUUGGUUUGUUUUCCUGCUGUUAUGGUAAAGAUCUUUUUAUCUCAACAUUAUUUAUAAAGCUUUAAAAAGAAUUGUCAAUUUGAUUGAUUUAGAAAAAUUUUUACAGCUUUGAUUUUUGAAUGUUGUUUUGGGGGUUUCUGUGGGGGUUUUCUUUUGGUAUUUUCAAUGUGAAUAGUUUCUUUGUUUGACUCUUUUCACACAUGUUUAAAAUUUUGUUUAAAUUUUAUUUCUUUCAAGAAAGCAAAGAGUUUUGUGCUGCUGGAAAGAGGGAAAUGUACCAACCAUUUUACUUUGUUAACUUUGUUUACCUCCACAUUUUCAGUCAAGCCCUGUCUGACCCUAGUUAUGCUUUGUUCUGUAGACUAUUAUUAACCAAUAACGUCUUUCCUCUGAAAUUAUAAGUUUUCCUUUUAAGUUGUGCUACUUUAUGAAUUUUACUAUUAUUGCCAUCCAUACAAAACAUUAUUCUGAACUCAAAUUUUGUUUCAUUUAUGCAAAAGAUCUGUUCUCUCUGCAAACUUUUACCCUAACGAACAAUGUCUGAAAAGAAUCUCCACAAUCCCAAUACUCUUUGAGAAAAGAUUCUCGUUAUUUUUCAAUCUUUAUUCUCUCUCUCUUGCAAUUAAAUUGGUCGACAUAUCACUAGCUCUGUGCUUUCUUGUUGUAUCUCCAUUUUUAAUAACAGCGAAAACCUUUCAUAACAAAGAGUGAGCCUAAGAAAAAGUCAUAUUUUCAAUGUUUAAACAAAUGGAGAUACGACAAGAAAGCACUGAAGUAGCGAUAUUGUUGAUAUUUUUUACCAGUCUAUUUACAGAACUGGUCUCUUUGUAACUACAAGGUGCUGUAUUGAAUCAUUUCAUGAUGUGUAUUUGCUCAAAAUGGGUCUGUGUAUAAAGAUGCGUGAAAUUGCCGUGUGGGUUAACUGACAAGUCUUCGCUUUCUUUCAGAAUUUGUCACCUGUUGUUUGUAUGAAAUGUCGCUACAGAUAUGCUCUGUGGUGUAGUGGGUAGGUACUUUUCUGUGGCUUGCAGAAAAGGUGACCCGAGAUCGAUUCCUGAACG